This is a messenger RNA of Copidosoma floridanum, 805 nucleotides long. RefSeq lists its product as uncharacterized. The record is from RefSeq and is a predicted model, not a curated record. Lineage: Eukaryota; Metazoa; Arthropoda; Insecta; Hymenoptera; Encyrtidae.
UUAAGGUUUAAGUUGUUAUUAUCCUCACUUGUCAGUGCAGGGUGCAGGUCAAAAAAUAGCACUUUGCAGUCAUAAAGCAUUUCAGACAAAAUAAAUAUAUAUCCAACUAUGAAAAACAUUGAGAUUAAGGCAAAGGUAAGCAACAUCGAUGCAGUCGAGGCCAAGGCAGCAGAAUUGAGUGACACAGCAAUGGUUGUCAUCAAACAACACGACACUUUCUAUCACGUUCCUGGGAAUCAAGUCGCUCUUGGCGGGAGACUGAAACUCCGCGAAUUUGAGGAUGGUACAGGAGAAUUGAUUUAUUACGAGAGGCCAGACGUUCAAGGACCAAAAUUGUCAAGCUACUCAAAAGUUGAUUUGGAUGCAAAAAAGUGUAAGGAACUCAAACAAGUUUUAAGUGUAUCUAAUGGUGUCUUAGGAGUAGUUGAAAAAACGAGGCAUCUCUACAUGUCUGGCAAUACUCGUAUUCAUAUUGAUCGAGUAAAGGAUUUGGGACAUUUUAUGGAGUUUGAGGUGGUCUUAGAAAGUGAAAAACAACUUGAAGAAGGUCAAAAAAUAGCUGAAUCUCUUAUCCAAAAAUUUGAAAUCAAAGAAGAUUCACUAUUAUCUGGAGCAUACAUGGAUAUGAUUUUGAAGAUGUAAAGUGUAUUUGUGAUAAAAAAAAAUUGGUGAAUGUGUUUUUAUAGGCCGUCGACACUUAUUUAAAUUAACUUUUACUAUCUUAAUCUUGUAGCCAAAAAUUCCCACCUGUUUGAAUCUCUAGUUAAGAAAAUUCUAUGUUUUACGAAUUAAUCGUAUGAGCAUC